ACUUUUCUAUAUAUUUGCAUCACAAAAACAAUUAACGCCCAAUAAAGUGGGCAGGGAUCCUUCCAGUCCUCAGUUAUUGUUUCAUUGGCUUUCCUCGACCAUAGCCACAGUGUUCGACUAUACAGUGUGUCGGUGGCACAUAUUAUAAAUACUUACGUACCACGCUCCUGACGAGAUUGUUCGCCGAAACCGAGCCGAACGCAGCGACUUAACGGACGCACACUCGAAUCAAAUAGAUAUCGCUUAAAAAUAUAAACGAAAUGAACAACGCUGAAUUAUAUCACAGAUACAACAUUAUUACAAAAAGGGAUGCUUUGCAAUGUCUUGAAGAAUACGAAAAGCGAAUUAAAUGGAAAAAAGGUGAAAUUACGGUUAUAGACAUUGGUUCCGGAGAUGGAAGCGUAACGAUGAAUAUAUUAAAAAAAAUUAUCCCCAAUAAUUGUGAAAAACUGGUAGGUUGUGAUAUUAGCGAAGCCAUGGUACAGUACGCUAAUGAUCAUUACGCGAAUGAUCACACCAGUUUCAUGGUGCUGGACAUCGAGAGAGACUUGCCGAACGAGCUUCGAGGAAAUUUUGACCACGCAUUUUCAUUCUACGUCUUGAACUGGAUCCAACAUCAAGAAGUGGCGUUUAGAAAUAUACAUGAUUUACUGUCGGAGGGAGGCGAGUGCUUUUUAGUAUUCUUGGGUCACAUGCCGAUGUUUGACGUUUAUCGCACUCUAUCUCGCUCAACAAGAUGGAAGUUAUGGAUGAAAGAUGUUGAACGCUUUAUUUCACCCUAUCAUGACUGUCAGGAACCUGAAAAGAAGGUCAAACAAUUGAUGACGUCGAUCGGAUUUACUUCGGUGGAAGUCGAAUGUUUGCAGAAGACAUUUGUUUAUCCAAACCUGGAUGCCCUUAAAGGAACCGUAAAAGCAGUUAUUCCUUUUCAAAUACCAAAAGAUUUAGAUGAAGAUUUUCUGCUAGAUUACAUUAAGGUUCUUCAAGAUAUGCAUAUUAUAGAUAAUGCAAGCAGUAAUGUAGAUGGAUCAAUCAAAGCGACAUUCAACUACCGUCUUAUUGUAGCCAAGGGAAGAAAAUAGUCCAUUUGUUGCAUUUCUGGAAGAACAAACUUUAAUAAGACUUAUAAAAAUAUAACUUAACUAUACGUCAAA
Messenger RNA from Melitaea cinxia (Glanville fritillary), 1154 nucleotides. Its product is annotated as juvenile hormone acid O-methyltransferase-like. The coding region runs from base 261 to 1082 and encodes 273 amino acids. NCBI's taxonomy places the organism in Eukaryota, Metazoa, Arthropoda, Insecta, Lepidoptera, Nymphalidae. The transcript has 5 exons. The record is from RefSeq and is a predicted model, not a curated record. Gene Ontology annotation, molecular function: S-adenosylmethionine-dependent methyltransferase activity.